Molecule: messenger RNA, 1953 nt
Organism: Poecilia reticulata (guppy)
Lineage: Eukaryota; Metazoa; Chordata; Actinopteri; Cyprinodontiformes; Poeciliidae
Source: RefSeq, a predicted model, not a curated record
AUGAAGAAGAGGAUGGGAGAGGAGGAGAACGAUGAGAUGGGAGACAGGGAUGAGGAACUGCACUAUAAUGACCGACAGGAGAAAAAGAAGAUGAGGCAGAAUCAGGAAAAAAGGAAAGAGAUGAGCAACUAUCAUGUUAGAGUGAAAUUCGCUUGCAGCCGGAGCUGCUGCUGCUGCGAGCAGCUUCCUGUAUGCUCGCUUCCUCUUUUCAUUCAUUCAUUCAUUCAUGGUUUAACUGUCUGGUUCUCAGAUCUCCGUCUGCUCGCCGCCCUGAUGCUGGCAGCAGCCCUGCCUCUCUGCGUCCCAGGAGCUCCUCUGGAAGGAGCCGUCACCGACCUCCCUCCGGAGGAGAGCUCGGGUGACGGAGAGGAGGUGGUCCAGACGAAGCCGAGCCCGACCGAUCCUUCUAACAUCACGGAGACUUUGGCGCAGAUCCUUAAAGUCACCAAGGGCCACAAAGAAGAGGUGAGAUCUCGCUUCCUUUAUUUAAGAAUGAAUUUCGAGGCUGGCCUCCAGCAGCUGGCUCAGGAUCUGACCCAGUACUUGGUUCUCCUGAAACACGUCGACAAGGAAUACCCCGGCAAACUCAUUGUGACCGAACUGAAAACGAACCUUCCUCGGCUGAUCACAAAGAUCAAGCGAACGGUGAGUCCUCGGCUAAAGGUGCAGAGCUGUCCAUCUCAGUCAAUUCUAUUAAGGCCUUGUUGCUCUGAUAAAGCAACAAUAAAUCGCCACGAACGGAAAGUGGAAGGACAGUCAUGUUUUCUUCUGUAUUUGGCCCCUGCGCUUGCAGACACCUCUAUAAACAUCUUGGCGUUUCUGUUCCCGCAGAUGAGAAAUGCUGACCGUGUCGUGGCUCUGACCGGCAGCCAGGAGCUGCAGCUGCUCAAGGACCUCGAAAGCCUCGACUCGUACCACAGGAAGAUGAUGGCGCACAGCGUCCUUAGCUCCAUCCGCGAUUUCCUUGUCGAGUGGAAAAGGGAGCUGACUAAAAGGCAGGUGCGAAAAGCGCAGAACAGUAAUCUCAGCGAGACGGAAGCAGACUAGCGUCUUUUAGGAAGGAACCGCUCAGGUACAUCAGGUGAUCCCUGCUCUUCGCAAGAGUGUGAAAGUCACAGUAGUUUACUGGAUCCCUAAGUAAAAUAAUUAUGCAGCCCACAGGGGGUCAAACAUUUAUUCAGAGAAUAUUUCAUCUAUUUAUAUUAAACACUGUAUUUAUUGGAGAAGCCAUAUUUAUUGAAUACAUUUUGUAUUUUAUUGUGACUUCUUGUUAAAUUCCUGUUUUCAGUUUACAGCAAUUUUUUUACACUUAUGUAUUUUUGCUAACAGAAUUUCUAUGUAAGAAAUACUAUUUGAAUUCAUGUUGGAUUUUUAUUUUAUUUUUUUACAUUCAUAAAUAAAGAAUGUUAUUAAUACAUAAGAAUCAUGUUUCUUCAUAUUAACCCCCCAGAAUAUUUUCUUAUUUCACAUAUUACAUGAGACUGUCCAAAAUUUGGCAGUCAUGCUUACUCAGCAGAAGCAGAGCAAUAUGAAAAAGGAGAAAAUUAAACAUACAGGCACAAAUAUAUACAUACACCCACAGAUAAGGUUGCAGAUAAAUCACAAACUUUUUAACAAGCUUUCUGGAUUAUUCUGGGUUGAUAUUUUAUCACGAAUUCUAGUCUGUUGAUUUGAGCCGAAAAACAUGGAUGUAGUUCAAUAUGAAUAAUAUAUCAGUGCGACUGGCCGUACACCGGCCCCUCAGCAUAACGCUGCCACCAUCGUGUUGAGCUAACUACAAGUUGAGUGCUCUGAGGUGCAAAACUCUCAUUUUAACUACUUCAAACAUGUACGUCACAACAGCCAAUCUUGACCUCAUCUAAUUAUUAAACGUCUUUCUGAAACAUAUUCUGCUUCCUCACUGACUGCCACUUUCAGUCGAAUGUCAAAAGUGUUGAUUUUGGGGUUUUGGUC